UGUGUGUUGACUCCAGCCCCCUCGCUCUACUUCCUGUGCCAUAACUUCACUGUACACAACAGGACCACGUUCACCGUAGAGGCGGCUCUCACCCGGUGAACACGAAGCUAGUUCCUUUUCAACUUGAUUUGUCUACUGACACAGAGGCUUCUGUUCUUCUCAGCGUGAGGACUGGCCAUGACACAGCAGGAGCAGCAGGAGUUCACGGAGAGCCUGGAAGCGGCCCUUUCCUGGAUGCGGGCCAUCCAGGAGAGACUGAAGGCCAAUGACAACACCCAUGGACCUCUGGAUGCCCUGGAGGGCCGACUCAGGGAGACAGAGAAGAUUCAUCAAUCGGCGCAUGAGGGUCGUGUGAAGAUGGAUAUGGCGCUGGUGGCAGCUGAUAACCUUUUGCAAAACGGAGACGACGAAGUGAGGAACCACACCCAUGCUAAGCUUAAAGACCUGAAGAACCUGUGGGAGGAGACCAGCACCUACAUCAUCCACUGUCACAGUCGCAUAGAGUGGGUGUGGCUCCACUGGGGCGAGUACCUGAAGGCCUACGGGGAGUUUGAGUUGUGGCUGAUGAGCCGGCAGCGCAGCCUCGAUGUUGUGGUGGAGCUGCAGCUGGGGGCAAAGGAGAAGCUCUGGCAGGUGGACCAGCAGAGGGUGGUGGUGAGCGACAUCCACGGCCAGGCAGCACUUCUGGAGAGGCUGCUGGACGAGGCCGCCGCCCUGCACAACAGAACCCAGGACCCCAGUGUGGAUCCCCAGGCCCAGGAGCGCAUGCAGGAGGCCUACAACGAUAUCAGAGACAGAGCUGAGGAGCGUCUGUCGCUGCUCCAGAGGAUGGCGGAGGAGCACCAGACGUACCAAGGCUGCGUUCAGAGGUUCCAGUCGUGGCUGCGGUCGAAAAACAAGGAGCUCACUGAUCUCAUGGACAGGGAGGAUACUGCUGAGAACAAGCUCAAAGCCUUACAAGCUCUGGACGACAGCAUAGCCGGCGAGGAAAAGACCCUGCAGCACAUCGAGGGAGUGGCGGAGGCGGUGAGGGGCAACACCUCUCCCUCUGGGGCGGAGGUGGUGAUGGAGGAGGCAGAGGACCUGAGGCUGGGCUGGCAGAGGCUGAGGCAGCGCCUGUUUGAGUCUGAGGAGGGCCUGCGCUCCAGCCUUGACUCCCACAGUCAGUACGUGGCCAGGUGCCAGCGGCUGGGAGAGGACAUCGGCCAGCUCAGGGUGCUGCUGCAGGGGCUGGACCUGGAACUGGAGGAGGGCCGCGAGGGGAGGGGCAACACUGACAGGACCGAGGAGGAGAUGGUGGGGCAGUGGAAAAAAUACACGGGUGUGAGGAAUACUCUGGCAGGCGAGGAGUCCCAAGUGGAACUACUCAAGGCUCAGCUCAAGGAGCUCUUCAGGUUCUCAGAGGACUCGCGUCACCUUUCUGAUGACGUCCUAGCUGUUGUUAAAGAACAUCAGAGUGUGAAGUGCAGAGCGACGAGGCUGUGUUCAGAGUCGGAGUCGGGGCUGAGGAGCGUUCUCCAGGACCCGUUGCUGGUCUACACACACUGGGCCCACAUGGUCUCUCAGCUUCUGGAGGCCUCCGCUGAGGUCACUGACUUCUCCCACAGCGACAUGCUGGUACAGAGCAUCGAGCAUCUGCUGAUGGCCAGCAUCCAGCUGCAAGAGCGCCUCAGCUUGCUGCAGGUGAAGGGCCACCUGCUGGACUCGGUUUUCGGCCCCGAGGGGUCCGACAACCUGCAGGGAGAGCUGGAGGCCGCCGUCAGGAACAGAGAGCUGAUGCACGCUCAGCUGCUGCAGAGGAAGAGCAGGCUGCAGGGCUUAAUCUCAAGAAGUAAGGACUUUGGCGACGCCCAUGAGUCGAUUUGCUCCAGGCUGGCGGCUCUGCAGGACCAGCUGGUAGCAGCCGACGGCCUGCAGCCUGAUAUCCUGGCCAAGAAGAGCCAGUCAGACCAGUUCAGGGUGAUCCUGAAGGACCUGGAGGACUGUGAGGCCCCCAUCACAGCGCUGGAGACUCUGGUCUCGUCCAGUCAGAGCAACCAGACUCAGUACGAGAGGCUCCAUGCCGAGUGGAAACACCUGCACAUGGCCGCCAGGGUGAAGGUGCACGACAGCGAGGAGAGCAUCUCGGCCCAUGAGAGCUUCCACGACAGCUUGCUGAACCUGGAGAAGUGGCUGAUGAUCAUGAAGCAGAGGCUGGAGUCCUUCCACAGCCCCCCAGCAGAGUGGAGCGUGGAGGGCCGUCAGCAUGAAGCUGAGAGAGCACUAGGAGAGUUCCCUGAGAAGGAACUCCAGCUGCAGCAGAUGGAGGUCCAGGGUAAGGGCGUUUUGGAGAGGACCUCAGAGGAGGGACGGGUCCACAUUCUGCGAGACAUUCGCCGCCUCCAAGAGUCCUGGUUCGCUCUGUCCGAUACCAGCCUCAAUCUUCACAGGCUGCUGGACCGCUCCACAGAGCAGACACAGUCCGUCUCAUGGGGGGAUGCAGGCCUGUCCCGGACCACAGAGCUCUGUGUAGGGGAGGGAGGUGGUCAGGGCGGGGCCUCGAGAGGCCAACUAGGAGGCAAGCCUGCUGGCAUGUAUGGCGCCAUGGUCGGCUUUGGAUCUGGAGGAGGAGGAAGCCUAGAGGGAGAGGCGGGACAGGGGACAGCGACUGGAGAGCGCGGUCGGAUCCAGGGCCACGGCGGAGGUCAUCUCUGCCUGGACGAACAAGACGCGAUAGCCGAGGACGGCCUGCGCUCCUUUAAAGGAGACCACGUGGACUCCUCCACUUGGAGAAUUUGCAGCAGAGCAGGCCAGAGAGGCUCCACUGGAAGCCCUGACAGUGACACAUCACCGGGGGGCGGCAGCAGCAUCCUAGCAGGAAACAGAGAGGCAACGUCGCUAUCCUCAAGGGUCGGCGCGGAGGCAGGGGACGGCCUGAGCCCGGGAGGAGGAGCCUUCAUGCUGUACAGAAGGGAGCCCACUCAGCACCAACCGGGGGGCACGGCAGAGUACAAGUCGAGGAGGAGGGAGUUUGAGGCCUGGCUGUCACAAGAGAAUGAGCUGCUCUCAGGGGUCUGCAGCAGCCAGGGAACAACACUCAGUGCCAAAGAACUCAGGAGCCAGCAGGGAACCCUCAAGGCUCUGAGGGCCGCAGUGGGACGGGGCCAGGAGCAGUUCCAGCUGUUACUCCAGGAGAGACCGGCCAGUGACGCUGGUGCUGAACCAGCAGAAGAUGUGAGUCUGGAGGAGCUCCGCUACCGCUGGAUGCUCUACAAGUCCAAACUGAAGGACGUGGGGGAGCUCAGGUCCAGGGCCAAGACCAAGAGAAUCCAAGCCGAACCAGAGGAGCCGGCCUCCACAGCUAAAGUGCAAAAGAAGGCCGGCCUGUGUCAGCGCGUGUGUCGCCUGGCUCUUCCUCUGUGGCUCCUCCUCCUGGCGCUGCUGCUCCUGGCCUUCCUGCUGCCCCUCAUGGACGAAGGCAACAGUUGCUCCCUCUCCAACAACUUUGCCCGUUCCUUCAACAUCAUGCUCCGUUAUGAAGGACCGCCCCCCACAUAAGGGCGGGGUUCUGUCUUACCUCACUCUCAUGGUCUGCGGCUAAUGUAGGAAACGUUGACCUGUCCUUUGAUCACACUGCGGGAGACUGGUUCAGUAGCUUUAAUCUCAUUUUAGAACCAACCCAAACUUUUUAGUAGAUUUUCUCUCACCAAAAAUCACAUGCUGUGAUGGAAGGAAUUCCCAAAGCCCACAUUUCCCUGAUGCUUGUGCUCAUUCUCAGAUCCCAUGCUUCUUUACAGUCUAAAGAGAAUAAAUAAAUGAUAAUAAUAAAUAAUAGGGUAGUCAUUAGGAGAAAAUAAGUUCUCCUAAUUGCAAUUGCAGUUGAAUGACAGUCAUCUUUUAAAGCACAAAACAGCGCCCUCUAUAGGAGGAGGGCCCAUAAACACCCCACAAGCAUCAAUCGGGGAGGUGGAGGGGGGGCUUUUCUGCAGCGUCCACACAAGGAGGGAAAUUUAAUAACUCAAGUUCUUAGGCUCCUCCUCCUGGCCUUCAUGGACGCACGCAGCAGCUUCUCCAUCUCCAACCGUCUGCUCCUUCCACAUCAUGCUCCAUCACAAAGGGCCGCCCUGUGAAAUGCAUGAGUGCAAUAGGACUGCAACUCCACUUCUCAUUCUAAGAGUCCUCUUUUUUCACAGUUUUAAUAUGACAGUCAGCUGUUACAGCCGAUGCUCAAUGCUGUUAGCUGACGCUGUGCUCAGGACAUGUAGCAGUGUUAUACAUUACAUUACAUUACAUUACAUGUCAUUUAGCUGACGCUUUUAUCCAAAGCGACUUGCAAUAAGUGCAUUUCCACAUAGAGAUACACAGGUACUACAAAGUGCAGCUUUUUAUUUGAAAUGCUUGUGUUUCUUCUUUUUGAAGACAUGAAGGUCUAAAGAGGACGUUGUGUGUCCCUGGUGUGGAUGACAAUCCUUUCUGUUGUGACUGGGACCGGUGGCGUCCGGUGCUUCCACCUCUUUGUGGUCUGUAACACCCGCAGUCCACUGUGGACGUGGACUCCCACUAGAGAGCGGACGCCUCAUGCCGUCCUGCUUGCAGAUCCCGUUGCUUACAGAUUCUUUCAUAUGCAGAUGCCUGCUGCUCCUCCACUAGCAGCAUGUCAUGGACGAGUUAACAUGUUGCACAGAUUUACUCCCCAGCACGGAGCGCCCCCCCCCAGCGUACUGCCCAACGAAUCAGCUGGCCUUUUUUGCAAAUGGAGCUGAGAUUAGAGGUCUGAAAUCCAACACAAUCAUCGGUGCCUGGACGAAUGGGACGAACAGCAGGACUUCCUGUUGAGCAGGGAGGUCUUCCAGAGCUUCCUGUUACAUCUUUUUAUUGAUUUAAAGGAACAUCCACAGACAAACGGCAAAGUGAGAGAGAGGAAUCCCUCUCCUCUCAUCACGCUGCUCACAUGAAGACCGACAAUCGCAUGGCAGAAUGGGACCUUACUCUUAAUCAUCGUGUGUGUGUGUGUAGGAGGGGUCGGGGGGGCAGGAGCCCUCUUCCCUUCUAGUGACAUUCCUCAUGGAAUCCACAUCCAAUGCUCUGGGUUCUAACUUGCGUGCUUCGUCAGAGGGUUCAGCAGUGUGACUUUGAAUCACACGACAAAAAUACACCCAAACACCUCCGCACACCCUCAAAAACAGUCACUUGGUGUGCAGACUGCUAUUGAUCAAUCAAGUUGCCGCGGCAACAGUGACCAAAUGGAGUGAAUCUACAUUUUGUUGCACAGCUCCACUGUCUGAUUCAAAGUACUGAAGCACGUUUCAGUUGAUAAAGACGAUGAACUUCAGCCUCCUCAGAUCAACACCUCCAUCUCCACCGCUCCAUGCUACAUGGUACCAUGUGACCAUGGCCUUAAAGCUUUACACCAUGCAGGGGAUCCUUUGUAUCGGUGCCAUAACCUCCUGUACGUAUUCACUGAGGAGCUUCAUGAAGCACUCCCAGUCAGUCCAGCAUACAGCUGAGAGGCGUAGUGUGUGUUCUGCUUAUUGCACCACCUUCUCCCUUCCUCCACUCCAUGGCGUCCAGCGAUACUUAUGCAACAUAUGAAGCCACUUCUGGCCCUUUAAUUACGUGUCUUUGGGUCCACGGUUAUGCAAAAAGUGUCAGGUAGAGGCGUGAAAUGUACUGGGGAUGAGCGACAAAAGGCUUCUUCUGGUGACAUGCUUUGAUUUUAUUGAUCUUUUGAAACGUGUUAUUCAAGAGCGCUGCUUGCGUUUACCCAAUGUCUUUUAUUCUGGUCAAUAAAGAUUCUGUGUGUUUUACUUUUGAGAGUUUUUGUUGACUGUCACCCACUAUCUUUACGCUAGCUCGCUAGCCUGUUAGCUUGCUUGAGUUAUGACAUCACUUGGUAAAAAGGAUUUCAUAUAUUUCAUAUAACUCUUUCACAUGCGGCGGCUUGAGUCCAGUAACGGAUAUCCAGUGAUGCAUGCUCUGUGAAAGUGUGUCUCUAGCACACUUUCACAGUCUCACUGUGUCCACACACUUGAAUACGUCGUCCCUCCCGCCCGUGUGUGUGUGUGUGUGUGUGUGUGUGUGUGUGUGUGUGUGUGUGUGUGUGUGUGUGUGUGUGUGUGUGUGUGUGUGUGUGUGUGUGUGUGUGUGUGUGUGUGUCCUCCCACGCCGCUCUCACCUCGCCGUCCCAGCCAGCCUCACCGAGCUGUGCUGCAAUCUGGAGCCCUCGCUGUGCCAAACGACACUGCAGCCCCCCCCUCCAUCUACGGCCCUCUAGAAGCACGCUGAAUGUGUCCUCUGAUGGAAAACCUUCACCACCUGUAGCAUAACAAGACACAUGGGACACUGCGGUGAAGGUUCCUUUAGCUCCUCGCUCAGGUCUCAUCCUUCGUUUGAUCACCUCCCACAAUCUGUGUUCUUCUUCCACCAUAAAACUCACAUGAUUGCGAUUGAACGUGUCUAAUGGUCUAAAGAUCGUGCGGAAUAUGGUGAAGCUCAAAGUGGACGACUGAGGACGUCUCCGAUGCUCGUCUCCUCGAGUCCCCUCUUGUCCAAUAGUAAAAAUUGUCACAGGAUUAAAUCCCGCAGCAACGUUUAUGGUCUCAAACUCUACAGCAUGAAGUUGAUCUAGAAAAUGAUGGGUCCAGGUAACCAGGUCAAACAGCUUUAGGGAUGUUCUGCUUACGGAUUCUAUUGGUCUCUGCCGUCCCUCGGUACAAAUGAAAGACUCAACUGGUGGAGAAAAUCCCAAUAAACCUUUUUUGUGUUAACCCGGGAAGAACGUGUUGGUGUGUGUUUGUGUUUGGUCUGCACACAGCUUAAAGCCAGAGGUCUACGUCCCAUCUUUCCUGUUUCUGUGUGUCUUUGUGAACAUCCCGGGAUUUACCAUCUCUAUUUUUACCCACAGUGACACAAAUCUUUUCAGGUUUGUGGGUCACAGUCCAGCAGCCAAAUAUGUGUGAAGAUCUUGGCCUACUUGUGUAGAACAAAACCCUACAGGAUAAACUCAAAAUCCUGUUGGAAGAAUUACAGAAAAACGCUUUUUCUGAAUCAGCUGCUGCAUGCCAUUUGUCAUUGGGCCUAAAGUAAUCUCUCUUGAAUUAUUGAGCUUCAUCUUUUUUUUAGUGCACAUGCAUGUCCAUCAUUUAUGAUGCAUCCUCUGUUUCACACGUCACACGUCCCAGCAUGCCCUACCAGCAUUGGAUGGAGAUCAAUAACUUGCUCCCGGUUACUUCUCGUAACUCAACAUGAUUGGC
Pungitius pungitius (ninespine stickleback) is the source of this 7232-nucleotide messenger RNA. It is a transcript of the gene syne3, whose product is annotated as spectrin repeat containing, nuclear envelope family member 3. The record is from RefSeq and is a predicted model, not a curated record. Gene Ontology annotation, biological process: nuclear migration. The transcript has 18 exons. The coding region runs from base 178 to 3537 and encodes 1119 amino acids. NCBI's taxonomy places the organism in Eukaryota, Metazoa, Chordata, Actinopteri, Perciformes, Gasterosteidae. Gene Ontology annotation, molecular function: actin filament binding. Gene Ontology annotation, cellular component: meiotic nuclear membrane microtubule tethering complex; cytoplasm; nuclear outer membrane.